Oppia nitens is the source of this 720-nucleotide messenger RNA. RefSeq names its product pseudouridine-5'-phosphatase-like. Gene Ontology annotation, molecular function: phosphatase activity. The coding region runs from base 1 to 720 and encodes 239 amino acids. NCBI's taxonomy places the organism in Eukaryota, Metazoa, Arthropoda, Arachnida, Sarcoptiformes, Oppiidae. The transcript has 2 exons. The record is from RefSeq and is a predicted model, not a curated record.
AUGUCAAUAACACCGAUAACACACGUUAUAUUUGAUUUGGACGGUACUCUCGUUAACACAAUUAAUUCAGUCGGCUAUGUGUUUGCCGAUUAUGCCCGAAGUUACGGCAAAACACUUGAUGAGGACAUCCGGAAUGGUAUACCAUCAUUGAAAAGUAUACCAAUAUUUUUCAAUAAAUUUUUGGACACAAUUCACGGCCCGGCGGACAACGGUUUAGUCGACAGACAGACUGUAGUCCAAGAGCUGGUCGACAGGGUUUACGAAUCGCCUGCACUGUCGCUCAUACCGGGUGUCGACCGACUGGUCCGGCAUUUGCGCCGACAUAGGAUACCGAUGGCAGUGGCCACGGCCAACACCAGUCAAAACAUGGCUAGACUUUCUGGCCAGUUUGGCCAAUAUUUUCGCCAGGGUAUCAAUUUUGAGCAUAUGGUAAGCGGUUGGGACGAUCCGGAUGUUAGGCGCCAGAAACCCGAACCCGAUGUCUACUAUGUUUGUGCCGGACGUUUCCAAACACAACCGCUAAGCUAUGAUAACGUACUGAUUGUUGAGGACUCGUUGACUGGUAUUACCGGUGCUUUGGCUACCGGUAUGAAAACAUUGUUGAUUAACGACCGGAAAACUGUCAACUUUGAUGCCGUUGCCAAUAGGAUUACAUGUAUUGCCGAUAGUUUCGAUGAUUUUAGACCCGAAUCAGUAGGUCUACCCCCGUAUGAUGAUUGA